This is a messenger RNA of Prorocentrum cordatum, 318 nucleotides long. The record is from the annotation of a GenBank genome assembly. Lineage: Eukaryota; Dinophyceae; Prorocentrales; Prorocentraceae.
AUGCUGGUCGUUAAGAAUUGCUUCCUGGAGGUAGUGGACGGCAUGUCUGGGCUCAGGCGUAGCAGGAGCGACAGUGACGCUCGGAUCUCAGCCGUGGGAUGCCCCGCGCGCGUCGAUGGCCGCAUCUCGCAUGCCCGUGGUCACGAGCCGCUCUCUGCCUUGGUCUCGGUCGCCGCUGAUGGCCGCCGCGCUGGGGUGGUGUUCAUCGACGGCGGCCAGUACAGGAACAGUGGAUGUUCCAAUCUGGUACCGGGCAGCUCUCAUUCUGCGAGCCGCAGCCCUGGACGCGGGCAAGAGUCUGAGCUCGUUGGGCACUAG